This is a messenger RNA of Dimorphilus gyrociliatus, 3287 nucleotides long. The record is from the annotation of a GenBank genome assembly. Lineage: Eukaryota; Metazoa; Annelida; Polychaeta; Dinophilidae.
AGCAUAUUUACCGAUCCGCCAUCGCGGCCAUUUUCGCUCGGUGGCCGAAUCAGCGUGAAACUGCGUGAAAUUUGCAAUUUCGGAGCUCAUCUAACACUUAUUGAUAUCGAAAAGGCAAUAUUAUUGCAAAGUAUUGCAGUUCAUAUAAUAAUUUUGUGAUUAUAUGGUAGUGCAUUGAAAGAUCUUUUGAUUUUGGAUAGUCACCAGGUGUUAUCAUACCUGUCAGAACGGAUAAGAGGAUGCCAGUAAAGAAACAAGAUGCACACAAAGCCUUGGAAUUACUUGAAGAGUAUCACAGAAAGCUCAACAAACCUCACGACAGACCGCUCAGAACAGCGAUCGAAAGGGUGAUAAGGAUAUUUAAAAGUCGCCUUUUUCAAGCUCUACUCGAUAUACAAGAAUUUUAUGAAAUAACAUUGCUGGAUGAGAAGAAGACAACUCAGCAAAAGACGUUAGAGACUCUGCAAAUAGCGUCACGAUGGGAGAAUCAGCCACCAAUCACGACCAGUGUCGCGAGGCAACAACAAGCGACGGUAAUUGAAACCAGAAAGCAACCAUCGGUCGAUAGCGUGGAAUUACCACCACCUCCUCCCGAAGUUGUCGACAAUGGAUCCCAUACAUUGCCCUUGCAACAAAAGCCUUCUCAGGAGUACAAGGAAGCAAUGCAACAAUCAACUCUACCAAUGAAACUCCGUGAGCCGCCAAAUCAGCAGCAGUACUCGACAACGCCCCUGCCACCCGUCGAAGAGCAACAACGGCCCCAACCUCGACUAAAUGGCGAAGACGUUGCCAAUUUGUCAGGCGAGUGGGAAACGAUAAAAGUGGCAUUGGAAAGGGGAGGAUCUGGUUUGGGAUUUUCAAUCGCUGGGGGCAGUGACAAUCCGCAUAUUGGGGACGACCCCAGUAUUUACAUAACUAAAAUUAUUCCUGGUGGGGCAGCCGCAGCUGACGGAAAUGUUUUAGUGAACGACGUUAUAGUAUCCGUAAAUGGAGUAAAUACGUUAAAUGUAUCUCAUGGAGAGGCUGUUCAAGCAUUAAAAUCAGCUGGUGAAAGCGUUCGAUUAGUCCUAAGGCGUUGUAAAACGAACAAUUCAGCUGAGCCUGUCGAAAUUAUUUUGACAAAGACAAAUAAGGGCUUGGGAUUUUCAAUAGCUGGAGGUAUCGGCAAUCAACACAUUACCGGCGAUGAUGGAAUUUUUAUUACUAAGAUAAUAGAAGGGGGAGCUGCCCAUCAGGACGGUCGGCUGGAAGUCGGGGAUAGAUUGGUCAGCGUGGAUAACAUGCUUUUAGAAGCUGUGUCUCACGACGAUGCCGUCAGCGUUUUGAAAGCAACUAGCAAAGUUGUAAAACUAAUAGUAGUAAAACCGUUUGUUAGUGGCCAUACGUCUGAGAUGAUGGAACAACAGCUUAUCCAAAUGCCUCUGCAGCAUCAGCCAGUUCUUCCAGAGCCUCAAGCCGUAGAGGCUAUGGAUAUCUCGAGAGAGCCGAGGCGAAUUAUCCUGAAGAAGCAAAACACCGAAUUAGGUUUCAAUAUAGUUGGUGGAGAAGAUGGUGAAGGUAUAUUUAUAAGCUUUAUUCUGGCUGGCGGUUGCGCAGAUAUCUCGGGUGAGUUAAGAAGAGGAGAUCAACUUUUAUCAGUAAAUGGAAGGGAUCUUCGCCACGCCACUCACGAGGAAGCUGCGGCUGCAUUAAAAUCAUCUGGCGACGAAGUCAUUAUACUUGCGCAGUACAAGCCAGAAGAGUAUAAUAGAUUUGAGGCAAAGAUACACGAUAUACGCGAACAGAUGAUUAAUACUAGUACGGGCAGUUUGAAGACAACUCACAAAAGGACGUUGUACGUUAAAGCGCUAUUCGAAUAUGAUCCGACAAGGGAUAGCGGUCUGCCCUCUAAAGGAUUAGCAUUUAAAUACGGCGAUAUCCUGCAUGUCACGAACGCAUCAGACGAUGAAUGGUGGCAAGCGAGAAGAAUCGUACCGGAGCCGGAGGAACACGAUCCACUUGGUAUCAUACCAUCGAAGAGGAGAGUGGAGAGGAAGGAGCGAUCAAGAUUGAAGAACGUCAAGUUCCAAGCAAACAAGAGCGCAUCGUCCUCCCCUCCACCACCAAAUAAUCAAGGUACGUUAACGGCUGAUAAGCGAAAAAAGAACUUUUCGUUUUCGAGGAGAUUUCCAUUUAUGAAGAGUAAAGAGCAUUCAGGUUCUGAAGAUGCCAUAUCAGGCGACGAAUUAUCGGACGAAAUUAUUCUAUCGUACGAGCCAGUGACUCAGCAGGAACUAAAAUACACUCGUCCAGUAAUUAUUCUUGGACCUCUAAAGGAUAGAAUUAACGACGAUCUUAUCUCGGAAUUUCCCGAUAAAUUUGGAUCUUGUGUUCCGCACACAACUCGACAGAGGAGAGAUUACGAAGUUGACGGUCGAGACUACCAUUUUGUCGAAUCAAGAGAAAAAAUGGAAAAAGAAAUUCAAAAUCAUUCAUUUAUAGAAGCUGGGCAAUACAACGAAAAUUUGUAUGGGACUAGCGUCGAAGCUGUUAGAGAAGUAGCACUAAGGCAGAAACAUUGUAUAUUGGACGUGUCCGGAAAUGCCAUUAAACGAUUGCAGGCUGCUCAACUUUAUCCGAUAGCCAUUUUUAUAAGACCUCAGAGUCCCGAAAAUAUUCAAGAUUGGUCGAAGAGAAUAUCAGAAGAUCAAGCUGUCAAAGCUUUCGAAAGAGCUUUGAAACUUGAACACGAAUUUGGAGAAUAUUUUACAGCUCUUGCUACGGGCGAAACUGGAGACGAAGUAUAUGCUAAGGUAAAAGAAAUUAUCAAGGAACAGUCAGGGCCUGUUGUAUGGAUACCUGCCAAAGAAAGGCUAUAAAAGGAAAAAAUGAACAUUUAAACGCAUUAAAAAAACAUUUAAUUAUUUUGUUUGUUGGAGAGUGGGUUCUUUUAUGUAAGAAUUUUUUUGAAAGAAAACGCUUAGCAAAGGUAACCAGUUUAGAUCAUACCUAAUACUUUCUAAUUGUCGACCACAUUGUAUAAUCUAUCAUGAUUGACAUACCUAUUGAUAUCCGUAUACGAAUUGUUCGUAGUUGCUAUCAUUCUUAAAAGUGCUUUUUUUUUUAUUUUAUAUUUUUUUCCUAUAAGAAAAAAUUUAAUUUUAUUUUUUAAUUCCAUUCAUUGACAUUUAUAAUACAAAAAACUUACAAAAUUAACUCUUCCUCUAACUUGAAAAAUGUACCUAUAUUAAUUAUUUUAUUGCCUUGCUACUCCUCUCUCUCUCCAUAUAUAUAUAUAUAUAUAUAUA